UGCAAGGGUGGAUCUCCAGGCUUUCGGAGCGGUGUAUUUCUGCCUGUCUAUCUUUGUAUCUGUGUGCUUUUAGCGGUUCCAUAGACGAGUUGGUUAAAACCGUUAACCCAUUUGUUGAAAUUGCACACUGGAAAUUGACAUGCACCUCCAUCGGAAUAAAUAAUUGAGGAAUGUGGAAAUUACAGAAUGCCCAACAGCGUUGGAAAGAGAUUUAAACCCAGCAAAUACAUCCCAGUCUCUACUGCUGCCACACUUCUUGUGGGGUCCACCACCUUAUUCUUCGUUUUCACGUGUCCCUGGCUGACGAAGGCAGUCUCCCCCGCGGUGCCACUCUACAAUGGCCUCGUCUUCCUCUUUGUGCUGGCCAACUUCAGCAUGGCCACCUUCAUGGACCCCGGCGUCUUCCCCAGAGCGGACGAGGACGAGGACAAAGACGACGACUUCCGGGCGCCGCUCUACAAGAACGUGGAGAUCAAAGGCAUCCAGGUCCGCAUGAAGUGGUGCGCCACCUGUCACUUCUACAGACCCCCGCGCUGCUCCCACUGCAGCGUGUGUGACAACUGUGUCGAGGACUUCGACCACCACUGCCCCUGGGUCAACAACUGCAUCGGCCGGCGGAACUAUCGCUACUUCUUCCUCUUCCUCCUCUCCCUCAGCAUCCACAUGGUGGGCGUGUUCGCCUUCGGCCUGCUGUUCGUGCUGCACCACGCCGAGCAACUGGGGACGCUGCACACCACCGUCACUCUGGUGGUGAUGUGCAUCACAGGGCUGUUCUUCAUUCCUGUCAUGGGGCUCACUGGCUUCCACAUGGUGCUGGUGGCUAGGGGGCGCACCACCAACGAGCAGGUGACUGGCAAGUUCCGCGGAGGAGUAAAUCCCUUCACGAGGGGUUGCUGUGGCAACGUGAAGUAUGUCUUGUGCAGUCCUCUGGCUCCCAGAUACACGGUGGACCCCCGUAAGAAGCCCCCCGUCUCCGUGCAGCCCCCCUUCCUCAGGCCUGACCUCUCCGACAGACUGGUCACCAUCAAGGUCAGCGAUAACGGCAUCCAUGGGAGCACCAUCAUCCGCUCCAAAUCCAAGAUCAGCCUGGAUGGACUGGAGGGCAAGGAGCCCCAGCAGCCCCCCCUGCCCCCCAAGGCAGACCGCUACAACCAGCUGAAGAACCAGCUCACCUCCAGCGAAGAAAGUUCACCGUCCGGUAAGACCCACCCCUCCACCCCGGCCAUGUACAAGUACCGCCCCUCCUUUGGCACCAUCCCGAAAGUUCACUACCACGCUGCUGACGAGAAGAUCGCGAUGCCUGACGACUGCAGGACGUCGGCGAUCUUGGAGGAGGGCGGCACCCGGGGCCACGACUACCGCUCGGAGCCCAACCUGGACCUGCCAGACUACCGCAACGCGCCCCUCCACCGCACCUUCCAGUCGUCUCCCUUCCAGCUGGACUCCUACCCCACCACCUCGCGCUCCCUCAGCCUGAAGCAGGCACACCGCCGGGGGGGUGGGAAGGGCCAGCUCCCCUCCCUCCAGCCCGAGGCGGCCCCCUUCACCCCCUACAAGAGCGUCUUCUCCCCCAACACCAUGUCCAACCGCAACGGCAGCCUCUCCUACGACAGCCUCCUGGCCCCCGGCCUCUCCCCGGGCGCCGCCAGCGUCGCCGCCGACUGUGUGACCCACCCUGGGAUGCCCUCCAUGGGCUUCCACUCGCCCUACCUGCCCACCAAAAUGUGCCACAUCCGGGGGCCCGAACUGCAGAGGCAGCUGCCUCCCACCUACAGCCCAGUGCUGACAGCCAGAGGGCUGGGCAGGCAGUCCCCCCACCCCAGGGACCCGUCCCCGGUGCGCUACGACAACCUCUCCAAGACCAUCAUGGCCUCCAUCCAGGAGCGGAAGCAGAUGGAGGAGAGGGAGAAGCUGCAGGUGCUCCGAGGGCGUGCCCAGGCCUACGCCUCGGACUCGGGCAUGUUCGACAGCCCAGGAGGUUACGGCCUUCCCCAGGGCCCCUACUUCCCGGACGUGCCCCGCGGCCCCGGCUCCAGAGGCCAAACGCCCCCGGCCUACGGGGGGUCCCGGGACAACCUGAUGGGGGUGGGCUUGGUGGGCUACGGCCAGCGGACCCCCGUGCUGCGCUCGGGGGGCUCCACGUUGGGCCGGGCCCCCAGGACUUCCACCAGCUCCCUCCACACGGAGCACAGCAGCAGCAGCAGCCGGGGCCCCGAGCCCCUGUACCGCUCCCCGGCCCACCAGCCCCACCAGUCCCCCGCCAUAUCCCGCUCCCCCUCCUACACCCACCAGAAGGUCUCCUUCAUCAGCGCCCUGGAGAGGACUGACUCUCCCCGCCUGGGGGGCCCAAGAGAAGCCAUGAUGCAAAGUAAAGUCAAUGGCCAGAUGGACUGCCACCAAGGAGCCGCCCCCUGCAGUGUUCAAGGCCCCCCCCUCAGUCCUAAUCGUCAUGGUAACGUCAAAAAGGUGACAGGUGUCGGGGGCACCACCUAUGAGAUAUCUGUGUGAGAUGGGCGGGGCUAUCAAACCAGGAUGGAUGCUGGGUGGCCACUGUCAUGGCAACAGUCUCCAAGGUCAACAACCAUGCCACAUAAGGAGAAUUGUCUUCUUCCUUAUUUUGAUCAGCUAUUGACCAAUCAAGGAGGCAUAGUACUUCCUGCUUGGAGAUUAUUGUCCAAUUGGAGGCUGCCUCUGUUUUCACAGGCCUAGAGUAAGUUUGGUGAUUGUAUGCGUGUCUGUACUGGAGGGGUUGGUCGUGAUUGUUGUGUUUCAUCACACCUGAGGGCUUAUCUAUGUAAGGGUGUUUUGCUGUUGAUCCGUUUUGUGGCUUGUGGUAUUGAUCAUCGGUCAGUGUCAUCCACACCUCUCAACUCUGGUACUUUGUUACAGCUGUUGAAGUUGUUGCUCUCACAAAGUACUUACAGAGAAAGACCCACUUAAGAAAACACUAUUGAAUGACAUUAUAAAACGUAUAUGACUCUCUGACUCUCUUGUUCCAUUAUACUACAAAGCUAUGGAAAGCCACAUGAAAAUUGCUCUGUGUGAAGUUGGUCAAACUCUUAUAGAGACCUGGUGCUUUACAUCCUCUUUAUCAUCUAACCAUGUCAAGAAAAAAAAAUACAAUUUCAUUGCAGAACAGCACGUUAGGAGCAGGAUUUAAGAACCAGUGUUCCAUUUGUAAUGAAUAUUGAAUAUUUAGUCAACCCAAGCUAAAUGAGGUCAAUAACAAGUUGUAGCAGCUGCAGAUGGAGUGGGACAGUGUAGUGUGGCUGAUGGCAGAGGCCCUGGUCCUGCUUGUGUUUUCACCCUGCCUGGGUGAGUUUGAGGGUCUUUCCCGAAGGUUAGAUCUCCUUCUCUUGUAUACAUAUAUGUAACAGAGUUACAGUCUAUACGUUACUGUAUACUGAAUAAUGUUGUCCAAUGUCCUCGUUAUGAAUAGGGAAGAUAAAUGGGAGCCACUCAGUCUGACAUUAAACUGAGGUGGCUUGGGUUCCGGAACAUUCUGAAUACCUCAUUUAAAUUGGUACUAGUCCUGUUUAGUGCUUUACCAACAAGAUAGGUGCUCAGCCCCAUACAGGCAACACACCUGCUUAUUUGUAUUUUGUUUAGCAGGUCACACUGUAAUUAUGUUCAGGCAUAUAGUUAUCUUUGCGACAAUUCAUAUCAAGAGAAUGAAACCAGUGCAAACGUAGUCACUGACUGUCAUUAAAUGAAGUUAAACCGAUCACUCAUUGUUUAUUUUGUAGUUUUUUUAUUGGUUUGUUUUUUAUACCCAACCUUUCAAAAAUGUUUGAUACAUCUUGCUUUUUUAUACAGAUACUCAAGCUUGAAAUGGAUGUUUGUAUUUUGAGUUGAUUUUAGGUUUAUUUUCUUUUUUUUAUGACGUAUAACUUAAAUAAAUAAAGGAACUAAUAAAUAAUAGAGCAGACACAGGGAAGGUUAUCAUAGUUUGUUGUAUUUUGCUGUGUAAAAAAGUAAUCAAUGAAUUUGUAUGACAAAGAAACAUAAGGGUAUGCAGCAGAUGUCAGGAA
Molecule: messenger RNA, 4031 nt
Organism: Hypomesus transpacificus
Lineage: Eukaryota; Metazoa; Chordata; Actinopteri; Osmeriformes; Osmeridae
Gene: zdhhc8b
Product: zinc finger DHHC-type palmitoyltransferase 8b
Exons: 11
Coding region: 187-2508 (773 amino acids)
Biological process (GO): protein palmitoylation
Molecular function (GO): palmitoyltransferase activity
Source: RefSeq, a predicted model, not a curated record